CCGUUGAUCCGAAUUUUUACGGAUAUGCGAUUCUCAAAUUGUUUGAAAAUAUUGCCACUAUAAUUGAUCAACAUCAGCCAGUGGUCGAAGCUCAUUAUGGUCCAGGAAAGAUGAUCAGAGUUAUUGAGAGACUUCAAGAAGAAUGUGAUAAGCAGUGCCGAAUUAUUUUAGAUACUUUUCGUGAUGAAAGACAAAUCCAUCGAAAGGUCGCUGAUAUAAAAAUAUAUAACACGUCGAAAAAACCAAUUGGUCCUCAACGUUCUGGACAACCCCGAGAAAUUGAUAAUGUACCCGAUCCUAGGGAACUUGAUGUUGUAUUGACUGAGUUGGCAAUGAUUAGUGCAAGAACUCACUUGUAUUAUCGAUUUAUUGAAGCAAGAGCAAAUUCAGAAGUUGAAGCUACGAAAGCAAGUAGAGAAGCCGAUGUAUCAUUAAUUGAAAAAGACGGGAAUGAUUAUGAUCCAACGAGUAUAACGAGGAAUAGUGAAUUAUCUAAACAAGUUAAAUCGUUGAUGGCCGAUUUUCUUGUCAUGGAGGAAUAUUUUUUUAGAAAAGCAAUUGAAAAAGCCAUGAUUAUUGACGAUUAUGAUGAAGGUAGCAUAACUUCAAGUUGUGUUGGCGAUGUUUUUUAUAUUCUCAAGGAAUGUCUUACUCGGGCGCUGUCUACCUCGGAUUUUGAGUGUUUGACUUCUAUGGUUAAUCUUGUAAAUCAAAGUUUAGAAUUUGAUUAUAUUACAUUGUUUCAGAAAAGGCUUGUAACGGCUUUUGCCACUCCUGAACCAAAAGAUGCUAAAACCGGUUAUAUGAUACUGUUAAAUAAUUUGGAUGUAAGCCGUGAUUAUAUGCAACGGCUCACGACGGAGUUAAUGACGUUACCUUCAAUCAGUGACGAUAGCAAAGAAAAGGUACAAAGAUGCUUUAUACGGCUUAAUGAGGCUACGACAAACAAGUUUCAGCAGAUUUUACAGAAUGGACUUGAACAACUGUUUACACAAAUGGUAAAACCAAGAAUUCGCCCAAUUUUGCAAGAUGCUUAUAAAGAUAUUAAAUAUGUUCUUAGCGAAGAUGAAUAUCAUGAACAAGAAUCGAACGAUAGUUUUGCAAAACGCUUUGUAUCUGGAUUUGAUGCAUUAAUUCAAAUUUAUCAGUCAACAUUCUCAGAUAACAAUUAUAAUCAAUUAAUGAUGCAUAUCUUAGAAUCGGUUACUAAUAUGCUAGAAAAAACUGUUUUUGGCACCAAGUUCAACCAGUAUGGUGCUCUCAGAUUUGACAAAGAUUUAAGAGCUGUAAACAAUUAUUUCUCCACAAAAAUGCGAUGGGUAUUCAGAGAUAAAAUGACAAGAUUAAACCAAAUUUCAACAUUAUUGAAUUUGGAAAGUUUAUCAGAAAUUUAUGACUACUGGGGAAGCGCCACAAAGGCCACAAGCCCUAUUACUUGGAGGCUAACUGUUGCUGAAGCUAAGAAGAUUGUUGGGUUAAG
Messenger RNA from Racocetra persica, 1480 nucleotides. The record is from the annotation of a GenBank genome assembly. NCBI's taxonomy places the organism in Eukaryota, Fungi, Glomeromycota, Glomeromycetes, Diversisporales, Gigasporaceae.